AUGUCCCUCUAUGAUAAAUCCGUCACCGCCACACGAUCGGCACACAGGACUUCGGAUACUCUUCACUCGUUGGUUGCGGGGUCCGUGGCUGGUGGCCUUGAGAUCGGCAUGUUAUCAUCCGAUACAGUUGCGAAAACGCGUCUGCAGCUUAAUCAAGUUUCAGGACGGAAUAAGCAGAAUGUGCCUUGGCCGAGAUUUGGGUUACAGUGGUACUCGGGAUGUAUACCAUUUCUCAUAGGCAACUCGGUUAAAACAAGUAUCCGAUUCGUCUCCUUCGACGGAUACCAGAAGUUACUUGCUGAUGACGAUGGGAAUAUAUCCAGGUUCGGCAUUCUUCUGGCAGGUUUUGGUGCUGGGGCGACCGAGUCCCUACUGGCCGUGACACCGAGUGAGCGCAUCAAGACAAUCAUAGAAGCCUAG
Molecule: messenger RNA, 420 nt
Organism: Fusarium verticillioides 7600
Lineage: Eukaryota; Fungi; Ascomycota; Sordariomycetes; Hypocreales; Nectriaceae
Exons: 4
Coding region: 1-420 (139 amino acids)
Biological process (GO): mitochondrial citrate transmembrane transport
Source: RefSeq, a predicted model, not a curated record